GCGAGGGGUGUCCCCGCAUGGCCCCCCCACCCCCAUCAUCCCCGGACCCCCAUCUCUCCAGCCCCGGCACCUCCACGGGGCUCCCGGCCGAGGGCAGCAGAGGGGGGAGUGGUUCCGGGCUCCGCCGCGACACCCCCGGCCCCCCCCCCUCCGGCGCCAGCCGCCCCACUCCGAAGAGCAGUAGCACCAUGCCCACUGCUGGGCAUGGAACAAAGAGGAUGCUCUCCCGGGGCCCCGCGCUGCUCCUGGCGCCGCUGCUGCUCCUGUGCCAAGUGGUGGAGAGCCGAGGAGGGAUCAUGGACAGCAUACAGAGAUUCUCAAACCUGCCAACGUAUCUCCCCACGAGCUAUCACAUCUGCAAUGCCGAUGUUUUCUUCUUCCUUAAAGAAGUCAACCAGGAUAUCAUGAGGAACUCCAGUUUGCAGUCUAGGGUGGAUUCAUUCUUUAUAUACAAAUCCAAACUACCACCCAUUCUAAACGCCACGUAUGGACCUUUUUCUGCAGAACAGGCUGUUCCCUUGGACUUCAUGCUGUCUUCUGCAUCUUUUGGUUUCACAAAUAAAUUCACUUUUAAUUGGAAAUUAAAAUCGCACAUAAUUGACAACUCGAUCUAUUCCAACAAACCUAAAAUACAAACCUUGUUUUAUAUUGCGGGGAAGGACUGGGAUGACAAUAGUUCUGCGGAGAGUUUGCCUUGCGUGAAGAUGUUUGCCUUCCUGGAAUCUAGAGAAGCUGUGGCCAGCUGUAGAUUGACAGGUCAUCUUGGAUUAUGUGUUGCAGAGCUGGAAUUAUCUCCUAGCUGGUUCAGCUCCCCUGCACCCCUGGUUUCAGAGGAAACUGCCUCCCUGGAAGGGAUUACUGUGGAGCUCUUCUAUAAGAUUUAUACAGCAGAUGGGGAAUGUUCUCCAGAGGAUGCAAAAUGGGAAAACAAUAUCCAUGCAGGUCAAGAUAAUGAACAGAAGGCUUUGCCAGCUAUGGAGAGGAUUGGUAGCAUCAUUGUUUACCCAAAUCACGACAAAUUAAAACAGUCUUCACUGAGGCUAGAUGAGAAUGUCGUCAUCUGUUUGCCACUCAGCCCUGUCAGAGAAGGUGAUGUUGUGACCUUUCAUGUUUCCUUGGCCGAUGACUCUCUAGCAGACCAGUUUGUAUUAAGAAUUAGGACAGCCCCAGGCGUGAAGAUCAUGGACAUCAGAGUCAGUGAUGCAGACCAGUGGGGGGUUCAAGAAGAGACGGAUAGUGCAAGGACCACUGCCACAAUCACCUGUGUGCACAACGACCCAGACCCAGAAAGCAGAGCAAACAUCUCCUCCUAUGAGAUCCUGCAGAUGGACUUUGAGAUUGACAAUGCUAGCAGCCUGGCAGGAGCCCAGCAAAUUACCUGGCAGGUGGAGUACCCUCGAGAUGACUCCCUGAGUGAACUGGUGGUCUCUGAGAUCUUUGUCAGCCGAACAAUGUUUGCUGGAAUUGUUCCCCUUGCGAUGGACACGGAAGUCCUUAACACAGCCAUCCUGACGGGCAAAACAGUGUCCGUUCCAGUCAAGGUCGUUGCUGUGCAGGAGGAUGGGUCGGUGGUUGAUGUUUCGGAGUCCACUGAGUGCAAAUCAGCUGAUGAAGAUGUCAUAAAGGUUUCUGACAGAUGUGACUCCAUUUUCGUUAAUGGCAAGGAAAUGAAAAGCAAAGUGGAUACUAUUGUUAACUUCACUUACCAGCAUUUUACCACCCAAUUAGAAGUGACGGUCUGGGUUCCACGCCUCCCGCUGCAGAUAGAAAUAUCUGAUACAGAGCUUAGCCAGAUCAAAGGCUGGAGGAUACCUGUCACCUCCAAUAAAAGGCCUACUCGUGACAGUGAGGACGAAGAGGAUGAUGAGAAAAAAGGAAGAGGUUGCACCCUUCAGUAUCAGCAUGCCAUGGUGCGAGUCCUCACCCAGUUUGUAGCUGAAUCUUCUGAUCUUGGAGGCCACUUGACCUACAUGCUAGGCUCUGAGUGGCAGUUUGACAUCACUGACCUUGUGACUGAUUUCAUGAAGGUAGAAGAACCCAAGAUUGCUAAGCUUCAGGAUGGCCGAGUGCUGGUUGGUCGGGAGCAUGGCAUCACCACAGUUCAGGUUCUGUCACCUCUUUCUGAUUCCAUCUUGGCGGAGAAGACAGUGGUAGUUCUAGAUGACCGUGUAACUAUUACAGAUCUAGGAGUACAACUAGUUUCAGGCUUGUCUCUUUCCUUACAAAUCAGCAAAGGAAAUAAAAGAGCUAUUGUUUCUACCACUUCUGCGUAUGAUAUUCUUCAUACUCCAAAACAGGAAGCCAUAGUCAGUGCUUGGAUUUUGUUCAGUGAUGGGUCAGUGACACCAUUAGAUAUUUAUGACUCCAAGGAUUUCUCGAUCACCAUCACUUCACUGGAUGAGAUGGUAGUGUCUACGCACCAAAACCUUCAGUCAAAAUGGCCUGGGGUAGUGGCAGAAGGGGAUGGGCAAGGACCUCUGAUUAAAAUUGAAAUGGUCAUCAGUGAACCAUGUCAGAAGACUAAGCGAAAGAGCAUUCUGGCUGUUGGGAAAGGUAGCAUCAAAGUGAAGUUUGGUCAAAAAGAUGCUGACCAAAAAGGAAGCAGUAAUGACAUUGAUGAGACAGAUAGAGAUUUUAAAAGCCAUGCAAGCAAUUCUAUAGAAAAACCUGCAGAAGAAGAUAGGAUAGCACAGGAAUGGUCCAAAAAUGGAGCCCUUGGUAAUCACGAGGACAAUGCAAACAAAAGCACAACUUUCAUAUCUCCCAUUGAUCAGGAGUCCCUUGAUGAUGACCAGCUCCAAAAUAACCCAACUGCCUUUACAGGUUUCCCUGCACAAGUAGAAAUACCAGGAGAAAACAAUCCCAGUGAUCUCACAUUGACUUCAAGGGGAUUAACAGAUUUGGAAAUUGGCAUGUACGCCCUGCUGUGUGUUUUCUGCUUAGCUAUCUUGGUCUUUUUGAUUAACUGUGUGGCAUUUGCUUGGAAAUACAGGCAUAAAAGGUUUGCUGUGAGUGAGCAAGGCAACAUCCCCCAUUCCCAUGAUUGGGUCUGGCUUGGAAACGAGGUUGAACUCCUGGAGAACCCAGUUGACAUUUCACUCCAAUCGGAGGAGUGCACUACCAUGAUUGAUAGAGGAAUGCAGUUUGAAGAAAGCAACUUUCUCCUUAAUGGGAGUUCUCAGAAGACUCUUCAUAAUCAUAUUCUCAGAUCUUCUGAGUACAUUUGUGAAAAAGAAGUUAAAAGUGAACCUAUAAACCCUUCUGGGCCAAAGCAGAAGCGAGUGAAGUUCACUUCCUAUACAACAAUACUGCCAGAGGAUGGAGGCCCCUACACCAAUUCAAUUCUAUUUGACAGUGAUGAUAAUAUUAAAUGGGUAUGCCAAGAUAUGAACCUUGGUGAUUCCAAGGAACUUAGGGACUAUAUGGAAAGACUGCAAGACAAUAUGUAAAACUACUUUCUUAUGUUUGUAAUCACCUUUAUGCCUUCUGUUUAUGGAUGGUGGAGCAGUCAGUCCAGUCAGCAAUAGGAGCAAGACAGCCCAACCUUGGAGUUACUGAGAUGAUAAGCUGAUAUCACUGAGCAGGUACAAGAGGCUGGCUGAGUUAAAGCUGUUUCACCACAAACCAGGAUGUGCCCCUAAAACAGCUACCUGUAGGUGUUGGAGGUGUCACACACGAUGGCUGUUUUUGAAUACUGCCUGGUACUAGCAAAAUGCUAAUACAACUACGCUCAGACUCAGAGGAGACUUCAUUUGUUUGUCAUCUCUCAUGAUAAAUGGUUAAUCAGAAAAGAAAGGGAUCUUUGUUUGCAUUGAUUUUUCUAAUCGUCGUCCUUUGUAAAGCACAGUGGACAUAUCUUGCUUACAACCUGAAACAAGGCGUACAUUAAAAGGGAUUUGAAUGAACCUAAUUUUAUUGCCUAUGUGCAAUGCAGCCAAGUAGUCUUACUAUUUUUUACACAUAUAAAAAAAACAAACAAACAUGUGGUUAAUUUGUUUUCUUAUUGUUUAUGAAUUUUAUUUGACUUAGGGAACAUUAUUUUCUUGGGAGGAUUUUUUUGUUUGGUUGUACCAAAGUGUAGUACAGUAAUAUUUAUAAUGAUUUAAGUUUUCUAUUCAUCUGCAUCAGCCCCUAGAGAUAACUCCUUCAACACUGAUUAUCUUUCUCCUUUCCAUAUGGGUAUAUGGGUCGUUAGUAUUUGAAACAUAGAAAGGUAUUAGAACUCUUACCGGGAAAGGGUUGUAUCUUCUUACAGGGAACUGUAAAUACAAUAAUAAACCCUGGAAUAUAAAAAUCAAGGAGUAGCCCUGGGUUUACUUUUGUUAUUGCUAACAUGAAAAGGUAACCUCCAACCAAACAACACACAAUCCAAUGGAAAACACUUUUCUGAAACAGCAGCUUGGUUGACAAAACACAUUAUCAGAAUGAGAAAGCCACAUAUGGUAUUGAGAUGCAUAGAAUAUGAAGGAAAUUUCCUAGCAAAUAAAGAAAGGCUUGGAGUCAGUUUACUCUUUACUAAUACAUUAAUACAUUGAUGAUUUAGCAGGACGUAGAAGUCCAUGUACAACAAAUAAUGCCCCAGACCUUGUCUAAAACAUCACUGAUCUUAUGGCUGCUAAAGAGAAAACAUUUAUACUGUGUUUCAUUUAAAAAGGGAGCAGGAAAGAAAAGGCAUACUGGGCACAUUAUAAAGUGGCUAUUUGCAGUUUUAUCAAGGAAUACAUGUUGCAGAUUCAAAGUUGCUCUCGCACAUGCAUUACGUGCAUUUUUAUAUUGAAGAAUAACUGAAAUAUGCUGAAAACAAUAGGAAAAAAAUGAAACUACAUAAUGAUUAAAAAACCCACAAGAGUAAAGCACAUGUUCUUAUGAUGGAUCUUGUGCAAUAUACACAAGGUCCAAACUACAAUUGCCUUAUGUGUCAUAAUUCCCAUCUUUCCGGUAGACUGAGAUUGGAUUUGAAUUUUCUAAUUCAGCUCUGAUAUUGGAACAGAGCAGACAACUUUCAUUCAAGGAAAUUCUGCGUUUGGUUCCUAAGCCAUAGCUCAGAACAUGUUUAGUGUAACUACUAUAAAAUACUAGAAUUCUGAUAGUGAGACUACAAAGGAGAAUGAGGACACCAGGUUUAUAUAAGAUAUUAAAGACUUGCUGGCAUUGAACUGCAUAGUGUGGUGAUGGCAUCUGUUAUAAUCCAAUUUUAAGCAGAUAAAAUAACAGACCACAGAAAUGUUUCAAUUUGAUAAGGGAUGUGGUACUUGUGCAUCAGUUAAAAUCUUUGGAUCUUCAACAAAUGUUCUUUCCUCUUUUAAUGAUCCAGAUCUAAUAAGGAACUAUUCUUACUAUGAUCCUCAUGAUUAACAUCAGACAAAAAAAGAAGUCCCUGUUUAAAUUUAGUAUCUCUUCUCAAAAUGUUAUUUUGUAUUAGACCCAGCCAUAAACCAAGAGUAUCAUUUGCACAAAUGUAAAUGAGUAUAAAGCAAUCACAGGAAAACCUCAUCUAGGAAUCAGACACAACAACUCGGUGACAGUAGCUGCAGAGGGUGAGCAGGAUUGCUGUUCUCAUGAAUGCACUCCCACCAGCUUACCAGUGCCACUACAACCUCACAGCAGUGUGCUGGGCUCUGUAACCCACCUCUUCACUGUGGCCCCAGUUCUGCUAAUUACACCAGCAGGUGCUGAACUCCACCCCCAGUCAGUCUGCCACACAGAAUGAAGCGACUUAGAGUUGUGCUCCUCUGCUGUUCUGAUCAUUACUAGGUAACACUAGGUAACAAUAGACUUUUACAGGCUUUACUGGCCUGGUCAGGAAGUGGCUCUUCAAGGGCCAUAGCUCCAGAGUAGAUGUAUCACUGAGUUAGCGUGCUUUGCUACUGUCACACUGCCAUCUCCUUGAGCUUGUAUCUGGGGCCUGGUCCCUGGUUGUCCAUAGCACCUGUGAGUGGUUGUACCCUCACUCUGCAUGCUAUUGCGUGGCAAGGGACCGUCCUACAUGCAAUGUGGACAUGGCUAGAAGCCAUUAAAGGAGACCUGAGGCUUUUUUAUCAUUUACCACAUGGCUUGCAAACAUUUCAGAUGUUGCUACAGAAGACAGAUACAGGGAUCCAGAACUCUUAAGUGUUGGGGAGGAAAUGCUUCCGUUCUGGUGUUUGAACUGAGAGAAUAAAUAAAAUACACUUUGGAGUAGAAACAAAAGUGUAAACAAGCUCUGUUCUAUUUACCACCAGAUGGUAAAGGUCUAGGUAAGCAUCUGUCAGCAUGGUCUUGAAGUUCUCUGGUUAAGUGGCUCAGUGGCUGAACAUACAGUGGCUGGCUUAUGUACAGUCAGGACUUUCACACUCACAGGCAUUACACACGUUAUCAAUCCCAAAGUUAAAUUAUAGAUACAGCUGAUUAGAAAUGUGAUAGCCACUACUGGUGUUCAGUUAAAGAGAGGCAUUGGAUGUAGCCCACCACAAAAAUGACCCCCCUCUCCACAUUUGGCAAUGGUGAAAAAGAAUUUAUAAAACUGCAGUCAUAUAACUUUUCUUUUUUCUAUUUUCUUUUUUCUUUUUCCUUCUUUUUCCUUUUUUUUUUUUUUUUUUUACAUCACCUGUUUUUAUAUGAAACUUCUUAAAUGAGAAACAGCAAUACAUACAACAAAGAACAGAAAUGGGAAUAGAGAAUUCUAGUCUCAGUAGCAUGGGGACAACACCAUUAAAAUAAGUGGAAUUGUUCUGGAUUUAUGCUCCUCUAAGAGUUUAUGCUACUUCUCACAAAAUCAGAAAGAAAAUAAUUCAGGUGAAUGUAAUAGAUGCAAAAUAUAGUUCUGAGUUAACGUACAGUUGUUUUUAUCAAAUUUUAGUUUCAAAACAACUUACUUUGAAUGUAAAUUAAAUUAAAAAUAAUUCAAACCAGAAAUGAAACAAUUUUCAGAUGCAAAUUUUUUUUCAGUGAAUCAGCCCCUUCCCCUCCCCCCCCCCCCCCUUUUUUUUCUUGAAAAGAAAGCUUUUUAUUCAUGGAAUAUAUAAUAUUUUGCUUUUCUAAGAAAUGAACAGCAUUUGUACAUUGAUAAAAGUAUCUCUAGUUUUGAAACUACUGAGCAAAGGAAGCCAAGUGAUUAACAGGCACAAUAUGUAUGUUUGCAAGCAACUAGAAUUGUCAACAAAAAAACAGAAGCUAUACUGACAGAUUAAUUAGAAUUAUGCUUCAGUAGGUGCCCAGGGAGGCAACACCUGUAAUUUGAUGCUGAAUAAACAAAGCAUCUUAUUUAUGGCAUGUACAGAAAAGGCACUGUAGGUAAGUUUCUUCGCCUGCUAUCUAGGAAAGAUAACAUGCAGUUAUGUAGUAUCAAUACACAUAUAAGGAAAUAGCCAGGAAAAAUACUGAAAGCAAGGCGUGGAUCAAUGAAAUAUAAGGAGUUUGUGAACUAUAAAAACAAAGAUGAUGCUGGACCCUCAGCUUUUGUAAGUCAGAGCUGAGCGACUGAUGCCAGCUCAAGAGCUGGCACACACAGAAUACAGAAGCAAGAACUAGCAGUUAUCAUCUGCUCAGACCAUUUUACUUCAUUUGGACAUCACACAGCCUAGCUCCAUGUGGUUUGUCUGUGCAUUCUUUCUCAUUUAGGUAAGAAUUUAGGAAUCCAGUGCCCUGCUCUCCUCUUGAUGUACAACCACAUAGAUUAAUGUUUUGAGCUGCUGUUUCUUAAUUCAGAUUGGGGAAUGUAUAAGAAAAUCUUACAGCCAUACAAUACACAACAAACAGUCCAUGAUAUAAUGGAAAACAACUAUAUUUCAAGGUAGAGUACCCUAUGAAUGAAAUAUAAAUUUUUCAUAGAGGAUAUGCUCUUUUCUGAAAUAUAAAUCAUGUGCACUACAUUGAAAUACACUAUAGUGUAUUGUUAAAUGCAUACAUUAAUUGCUGAAUCUAUAACACUGAAUAUGUAUAUACACCACACCCAAGAUAUUUAUACAGUAUAAGUCUUAGAUGUAUAACAUAAUGAAUUCUGUACAAAAUAAACUGUAAGUUAAGACAAUGAAAGAGAACUUUUAUAUCUGUGUAAUUUGUAUGCUGUUAUUCAAACCUCAUUUUUCAUCUUUAAAUGUGCCCUUAAAAAAAAAAAAGCACACUGAUUUUCUAUAGGCAGAUGCCUGAAAUAAAGACUUUACUCGUCAAAAAAGAAGCAACUGAAAGACUGUGAAAAAGACACAUAAUCUGCUAGACAAAUAAACAUUCUGUUGAUGUGAUUUUUAAAA
Molecule: messenger RNA, 8228 nt
Organism: Anas platyrhynchos (mallard)
Lineage: Eukaryota; Metazoa; Chordata; Aves; Anseriformes; Anatidae
Product: transmembrane protein 132B
Source: RefSeq, a predicted model, not a curated record